Molecule: messenger RNA, 2061 nt
Organism: Condylostylus longicornis
Lineage: Eukaryota; Metazoa; Arthropoda; Insecta; Diptera; Dolichopodidae
Product: glomulin
Exons: 2
Coding region: 248-2038 (596 amino acids)
Cellular component (GO): cytoplasm
Molecular function (GO): ubiquitin-protein transferase inhibitor activity
Source: RefSeq, a predicted model, not a curated record
CUUAAAUGUGGUUAUGGAAUUAAUAAUAGCAUUAAAUUUAUUGAUCAGUUUUUAAAAUUCAUUUUAAAUAUAUUGUGUAACGUUCUUUAAAACUAAAAAAAAAAAUAAUUCUUAGAACCAAAAUAUGUCAAACGGUUGUCAAUUAUAGGGAGUGAGAUGCGAAUGUGUUUGUGUAGUUAUUUACCUUGUGCUCUUUUUGUAUUAAAUCAUUUUAAGGUGACUAGUGCGAGAAUAAAAAUUUUCAAAAAUGAAUGAUGAUACUUUUGAUCCAGAAAGUAAUUUAUUACAAUUGAUAAAUCAAUUAAUAGCGGAAAAACAUUAUGAUGGAAUCGAAAUAUUAUUUAAUGAUAAACGUAAUAUAAAUAUACUAAUUGAGAACACAGCCGAUUUUGUGGAAUUGUGCAGAAAACAUUUGACUGAUGAAAAUUUUCGCAAACAACCGGCGCUCUAUUUUGCUUGCGAAAAUUUAUUGAAAAUUAUAGCAAAGUCAAGUCCACUUACUGAAGCUCUUUUUGAAUUACUGGAUAUAAUUGAUACAUCGAAGUCAGAUGAUAUUUUUACAAGUGCCUUGAAAGCCUUACAAAUAUGUUUAUUAAGAAAGGAGAGUGAUCGAAAAAGUUUGGAAUGGGGCUUAAAUGAAGUAAUUGCUUAUGUAUCGCAACUAGAAUAUCCUGAAUUUUUAAAUACAUGUUAUGAUGAAAAGCAAAUGGCUCUUUUCGAACAAAAUGAGCAAAUUCAUAAAAUUCUUAUUAACUACAUUACUAUAACAUUAUUUUAUGAACCUAUUCUACAAAAAGAAAUUCAAAGUUCUGUUACGAAAAAUUUUAAAAGUACUGAUUGGAACACAUCAACUGUCAUUUCCUCAUUUUUACUGCAACUUUUAGGUCGUCCUUUAGCACUUUUAGAUUUGACGGUCAAAGAGAAACAUAAAACUAAUACUCAUUCGUUACAAUGUGCUCAGCAAUUAACUCAAGAUUUGUGUAAAAUUUACAAGAAUCCGUAUUAUCUUUUGAAUUUCGUUGAAGCAAGAUGCCGAUGGAGAAAGGACACGUUAAAAAAAGACACUUACGAACGAUUUUCCAAAUUGGUUUAUAUGAAUAUCGAAAGAUUUCCAUUACUUUCUUUUGCCGUUUAUUAUUACUUGCUAAUAGGAGAAGAAUUUAUGCCGUCCAACGCACCUAGAAUAUAUAAUCCAAUUUACAUAUUUGAAUCAUGUCUGUAUUUAGUUGAAAUUCUUUUAAAACAAAAUGAAGCUCUUUUACAUUACAAAGGAUUAAUAUUAUGCCAUAAAACACUUAACAAUCUUGAUGGUGUAAAAAUUAAUUCAUCUUCGUUGGACUUGAAAAUUUAUGCUGAUUUCAGUGAGCAAUUGACCAAAAUUGUUAUUUUUUCAGAACAUGAAAUAUUACGAAAAAUUGGUGUCAAUUUAUUCAAACAAUUAAUAAUGCAGUUUGAUAUAGAAGGGCAAUCUGUAAUUUUAAAAAAAUUAUUAGAAACAACGGAACAUAGCGGACUAUUGGGAUAUUUCAUAACGAUAUUUAAAAAUUUAGUCGCCGAACAGCUUGAUCAAAAAGCAAAUUUAAUUUGUUUUUGUACUGGAACGGAGUUUAAAAAUAUUUUAUUGAAAUUGUGUUGUAAACUUAAGAAGGGAUCGGAGACUGAUUUAAUAGAACAUUCUGAUCACAUUAUAUCAACAUUAAACGCUCUUCGUUAUUUCGCACAAAGGGAUACCAAUAACUUAACCGGUUUUUGGAAUUUUGUUAGUGAUAUUGAAACAGAAUUUCUGAAUCCCCUACGGGAUGGUUUGAAUUUUUCAAGAGCCCAUUAUAAAGCCGAAGAAUAUCGCGUGCAAAAUGAUAUUCAAAUGGAAGGGGAAAACGAACUUUUUGAAAAAUUUAUGAUCAAUGAUGAAAAUUUACCGAAUUUUAAUAAAGCUCAGAAAUUAGAUAUUUUGACUCGGUCUAUAGUAACUUUUGAUUUACUUGAAAGUUUAAUUGCUAGGGUUAAUGAGUGUUUAGAUAAUAAAAGGAAAUUGUAAUAAAAGAUUUUGUUUGCUUGAAA